This is a messenger RNA of Thamnophis elegans (Western terrestrial garter snake), 842 nucleotides long. It is a transcript of the gene TNFRSF4, whose product is annotated as TNF receptor superfamily member 4. Lineage: Eukaryota; Metazoa; Chordata; Lepidosauria; Squamata; Natricidae. Bases 192 to 842 code for a protein of 216 amino acids. Gene Ontology annotation, molecular function: tumor necrosis factor receptor activity; protein binding. The transcript is spliced from 4 exons. Gene Ontology annotation, biological process: inflammatory response. The record is from RefSeq and is a predicted model, not a curated record.
AGAGAGAGGGAGGGGAGAGAGAGAAAGGGAUACACACACAGAGAGAGGCGGAUUACAAUUCCCAUCCUCCUUGACCAUGAUAGCUGACAGGUCUUCAGCAGGAAGCGUGGCCAAAUACCUUCCCUGUUGUUCGAAAUGUCCAGCUAGCUGAAGACUGCCCCGAGUUCUAAUCCCUCCUGAAAAGAAGAUGGAUGGCCGUUCCUCAACCUACCUCACAGGGUUGUUUGGAAGAUGACACGGAGAAGGAAACUGAGCUCCCUGGACGAGGGCCUGUCGUUUGGGGGGGGGGUUCACGGAAAGUGAGGCGCUCUCUGCCAACCUCUUCUUGCCUUUUAGGAGAACAGCUGGUGAAACGCUGCACGGACACAUCCUCGACCGAUUGUGAAUCAUGCGAUGAGAAUUACUACAACGAUGCCUAUACCUACUCACGGUGUAAACCUUGCACAGAAUGUCACGCCGACCGAGGCCUCCGGGAGAUAAGAUCGUGCCAGAGGACUUCAAACACCGUCUGCGCCUGUCUUCCCGGCCACGCUCCGGAAGAGAGCAGAGAGAGCGGAGAGGAGAAAAGAUGCAAACGCUGUCCCAGGGGUAUUUUUCCCUCGGAGGGAACGAGAAAUGUCGUCCUUGGACCAAGUAGGUAUGUUGUGGCCUGUCGGCAGAUCAACGGCGGGAGAAUCCUACGACCCGGGAAGCAGGACAUGGAUACAAUUUGUGACAUGCCGUCCAGCAAGAUUGCCACACAGCGCACCAUGACGCAACCUUCUACCUUUCCAAAGGAGAGCACCGUCUUCACCAGUUCAUCUCCAGUUGUUGUGCUACAAAUCCAGGUAAAUUACCCGUAA